Messenger RNA from Gekko japonicus, 3247 nucleotides. RefSeq names its product perilipin-3-like. Gene Ontology annotation, biological process: lipid storage; positive regulation of triglyceride storage. The coding region runs from base 51 to 2435 and encodes 794 amino acids. Gene Ontology annotation, cellular component: lipid droplet; cytosol. The record is from RefSeq and is a predicted model, not a curated record. The transcript has 8 exons. NCBI's taxonomy places the organism in Eukaryota, Metazoa, Chordata, Lepidosauria, Squamata, Gekkonidae.
UCAGGAGCCCAAGGGAGGAUUGCAAGGAGGCAGAGAGCAGAAGGGGAAAGAUGAGUGAUGACACGUCCACCAGUGAGACGGCCACGGAUGUCAAAGGAGAUAGUCUUGAAGCUCUAAUGAAUGAGAGCGCCGUGAGCAGAGUGGCCGGUUUCCCUUUGAUCAGUGCCCUGUACAGCCUUUGCGCCUCCUUGUACAACCGUACCAAAGAAAGGCACCCGUAUUUCAACAAGGCUGCCCACGUGCUGGAGACGGUGACCGCGGUGGCAGUAGGGAUCGUAGUAGGGGGCACCAAGCCAGUCCUCAACCGCAUCGUGCCCCGCAUUUCAGCAAUGAACAAUUACGUGAACCAGGGACUGGACAGAAUAGAGGCGACCCUACCGUGCCUUCACCAGCAACCCACUCAGCUGUAUGAAGAUGGCCGCAACUUAACCAAAACAGUGGUUUCUUCCACAGUCAGCACGGCCAAAGACGCUGCUUCUGGAGCCAAAGGUAUCAUAACCCAAAGAGUGGCAGAAGCGGCAGACAUCACCAAGGAUAUCGUGCAUGACAGUGUGGACUUAACCAAGUCAGUCGUGGCUUCCACGCUGGACACUGCCAGGGAGGCAGCAUUCGGGGCAACGGAUCUCAUGGCCAACAGAGUGGUCGAUGCCGUCAACUUGACCAAAGGGACCGUCCAGGACACUGUCGACUUGACCAAAUCUGUGGUGUCUUCCUCGAUGAACACUGCUAAGGACGCUGCACUCAGGGCCACAGAUCUCGUGGCCAAUCGAAUGGGCGACAUCAUUAACUUGACCAAAGGGACAGUCCUGGACAGCGUUGACUUGACCCUGUCGCUGAUGAAUUCCACAGCUGACACCACCAAGGAUGCCACGUUCGGGGCCACAGAUCUCGUGACGAAUAGGGUAGCCGACAUCGUCAACCUGACCAAAGGCACUGUUCAGGACAGUGUCGACUUGACUAAGUCGGUGGUGACGUCCACAGUCAACACUGCCAAAGAUGCGGCAUUCGGGGCAACAGAUCUCGUGUCCCACAGAGUGGCCGACAUCGUCAACCUGACCAAAGGGACUGUUCAGGACAGUGUCGGCUUAACCAAGAUGGUGGUGAAUUCCACGGUGAACACGGCUAAGGAUGCUGCCUCCGGGGCCAAAGGUAUCAUGACCAACAGAGUGGGCGAAAUAAUCAACCUGACCAAAGGGACUGUUCAAGACAGUGUUGGCUUGGCCAAGUCGAUGGUGUCCUCCACAGUGAGCACCGCUCUCCAAGCUGCCCAGGGAACGAGGGAUAUCAUGGCCGGCCGGCCAUACAAACCUGCAGAGAACAGCAGUGACCAAAUUGUUGAGCUGACCAACUUCCUGAAGCAGAUCGUAGCAAGUGGAGUGGAAGCUAUGCUGGAGAAGUCGGAGAGACUGGUGGAUCAGUUCCUGCCCGUGACGCAGGAGGAGCUGGAGAAGCUGGCCACAGAGGUACCCGGUUCAGAGAAAGCUUCCAUGGAGGAUGGGCAGCAAAGUUAUUUCAUCCGCUUGGGGUCCCUCUCGACCAAAGUACGCCAUCGGGCCUAUAUCCAUUCCAUCAGCAAGCUGCAACUCCUUAAGGAAAGCACUCAAAAUAUACUUUUGCAACUCCAGAUGGUCAUUGACUUGGUCGAGAGUGUGAAACAAGGUGUCGGGCAGCGGUUCCAAGAGGCCCAACAGAAGCUUCACCAGGUCUUGUCCGAGUGGGUCCAGAUGCAGCCCGGAGGAAGCCAGGCCGAAGGAGACCCGCAGACGGAGGUGGAAUCCCGCACUCUGGCUUUGCUCCGCUUGAUCACCCAAGAUCUGGGCCCAGCCUACGUCCGGCUGAUGUUUAGCAUCGAAGGCCUCCCCGGCAACGUCCGGGAGCGAGUGGACCAAGCCGUCAGCAACGUCCGCCAGCUGCAAGCCUCCUUCUCGUCCGCCACGUCCUUCCGAGACUUGUCGUCCCGCCUCCUGGCCCAGGGCCGCGAGCAGAUCGCCAAGGCGCGUGAGGCUCUGGACAUGCUGGUGGAGUACGUGGCCCUGAACAUGCCUAUGAACUGGGUCGUGGGGCCCUUCCGAGCAUCGCCAGCAGGUGCGGAGGAGGCCACGAUGGCGGAAAUGCCCACAUCCGGUAGCCCAGAGGGAGCAGUGAAAGCACCAAAGGAUGCAGGCGAGACCACCGGGUUGAGUGCGGCUCUGAAGGAGACCGUGGUGCCCCCCCAGCCACGAAGGGCUGCGCCCAAAUCGGCUACGGUGCCCAAGCAAGCCAGGGAGACGGAAGCAGGAAAAGUGAAAGCAGCAGGCGAGACUCAGGAGGCGGAAGCGACUUUUGAGGCACCGAAGAGAGCGAAGAGAGGGGCCGAGGGGAGGGAAGGGGAAGCCAAAAGGGCAGGGAAAAGUUCUCUGAACGAGACCGCUGAAGCGCCUGAGAAGAAGCCGUAAAGUUUCCACAUGUUUUUUCCUGGAGCUGUUGGACGGGUCCUCCUGGCCGGCCACGCUCUCUUGCGCCACCCCAGACAGAAAGCUCCUCUCAGCCCAUCCACCUCUCAAACGAAUACAUUAUUUAUUGGCCUAUCCACAGAAGAGGUUCCCUGCAGUGCCUCUGUACGACCUUCUGGCUUCUGCCUCCUCCUGAUCCCUGCUGCACCAGUUAGGAUUGGAGCUUUCAGUCACCCACGGAUGCAGACAUGCACGGGGAUUCCUCCUCUGCAAUGGGGCAGCCCGCUGCUUCUCUGUAUGCCAUGCUGGUCUAAAUAGCUUCUUCUCAUUCUGCAUCAGCACCAUCCAUUCUCGGCAUUGUUCUCCUUCAGCAGAAUUAUCAGCCUUUAGGGGAGGCUCUCCGUUGAACCUCUGCAUGAAUCCCUGUUCAGAAUUAACCUCCUUUUUAUGGGAGGCUAGCCCUGGGAAGAGUGGCUCACAGAUAAAUAAAGGAGUGGCUUUCUUUCAACGUUAAGCAAGCCUUCAGCUUUUAGAACCAAAAUUGCCCCCGCUCUUGACAUCGGGAGAGUUUGGCUUAACUAGUGUGAGUGCUGUCUGGCAGAUCAGCUGGCUUGGGCCCAUUUAUCCAUGUAUCUGAAUAUGACCUGCUGCUGAUACCCCUUUUCCCCUUGCCUGUAAUGUCGUAAUCGCUUCAUGCCCCGCUGUAUGUCUCCCGCCCACCUCAUACUGUGACGCACAAGCAGGGGAUUUAGUGUCGGGAUCUUAAUGACGGUCCAUCUUCCUCUUUUGUUUUUUGAACGAAAUAAAAGUUUGUG